CUAUCAACUUACCUCUUAUACGGUCUACAAUGAAGAAUGCCCGCCGAUGAUAGCAGAGAGCAGCUGCUCACACGCGCCAUCAGCACACCAUCACCAUGCUCAACGCCCUCCCCAGCCCCAUCUCCGAUACACCCCAAGCCCAACAAACACUCAAUAUGGCCCAUAGUCGUACUCCUUGUCUUAGUCCAUCUGUCCACGGUCCUGUACACACUUCCACUCAACCGGGUGGUCGAACUACGUCUGUGUCAAGAACAUUAUGAACGCCUGAACCAAUCCCUCAUUGCACCCGAUGCCACUAUUCCGGAGAAGCUUUGUAAGAUUGAUGAUGUCCAGCGAAAACUGGCCUGGCUUCAAGGAAUCAUGGAAACAACAAUGGUCGUCUGCGAUUUCCUAGUGACAAUACCGUUCAGUUUCGUUGCUGAGCGGUACGGUAUCAGUGUUGUGCUAUGGUGUAAUCUAACUCCGAGAGCUUUUAUGAGUGCUUGGGCAAUUGCUGUGGGUUAUUAUCGCCAUCUCCUUCCGACACAGGCUAUCAUUGCGGGACCAUUCAUGAAUGUGCUGGGCGGCGAAUGUGUCUUUCAAUCCACGGUAUUCACACUGACAUCCGCGUUGACGAGCGACUAUGCUCAGCGAGCAUCAUACUUCUCGUACAUCAGUUCGACCUCAUAUGUAGUCUCCUUUAUGGGGCCUACACUUGCUGCAUUCACACUAAGCAAGAACUUGUGGUUACCGUUCUGGCUCAACAUCGCGCUCUUGACAUGUGCGGUACCGACAAUUAAAAUGCUUCCCCGGACCCGGAAGGCGCCUAUCAAAACAUUGACAUCAGCCGAAACCGGUAGCGAGGAAGCAGACGAAGCUGGGCCACUACUCGGAGAAACGGAUCUCAGUCACCAUCGAUAUUCUAAUGCAUUUGAAACACAUCCGGACAGGUUCCAAAGUAUUCCCCAUGUAGUACGCAAGAUGGUGCAUUUGGUGACCGGUCGCCGGAACUUCCAGAUCCUUCUUUGCUCGUUUUUCCUCACGGCUCUCGCGAGCUCGGACACGAAACUUUUAGUGCAGUAUAUCUCGAAACGCUAUGAGUGGACGUUUGCAAAGGCCGGAUAUAUGCUCUCUGCUAAAGCCCUAGUCAACUUUACAUUGCUUGCCAUAGUAGUGCCACGCAUCAUCCAGGCAUCGAGGUCAUCAAAAGCGGUACACGGCUCAGAAAUCAAUCUCAAUAUUCUUGGAGCCGAGAUCAGCAUCUUGAUUUCUGUAGCUGGCGUGCUGUGCGUUGCAUUGGCCUUCAAGUUCUGGAUGCUACUUGCUGCACUCAUCGUGUAUGCGCUUGGUUCAGCCCUACCAGUAUUCACCAUGUCGCUAGUCAAGUCACCACUCAUCGCACUCGCACACUCAGACACCCAAGACUUCAGUAUCGUCAUGCUUACCAAAACACUGGGAUCUCUCGUCGGUGCUCCCUUUAUGGCCGUCUUGUGGGUAUAUGCAAUCAAGCUGGGAGGUUUUGGCCUCGGGUUACCAUACUUUGUGUCUGCUUGCAUAUAUUUGAUUGCUGUAUUUGUCGUAGCACGCAUAAAGGUCUAAUACAUCAAUUUUCCGAAUGUGCCUUCUUGAUUUAAGGUUAUCCCACUUGCUCAACCUGUGUCGUAAUCGGGGUCACAAGGAUCGACUCGCGGCUACAGUGUUUGCGUUGACUCCCGAAAGCACCCUGAACCUCGAACUCACAGUUCGACCGAAGAACGCCGAAGAGUACACUUGUGAGCGUAUUCUGGGUUAAAACAUAUUGAAGCGAAGAAGGGUUGCUCGAUCGAAGAAUUACCUGUAGUUAGCGUUCAGAGAUACGGACGUGGCCUUCUAUGAGGGAUAGGAUGUAUGUAUUUGUGACCACAUCGGUCUUUGGGCCCCGCGAGAGAGCAUAUUCGCCUCGACUUUGAUAACUACGUGUGUACAGUGUAUCGCAUAUUUCC
This is a messenger RNA of Cucurbitaria berberidis CBS 394.84, 1961 nucleotides long. RefSeq lists its product as uncharacterized. The record is from RefSeq and is a predicted model, not a curated record. Gene Ontology annotation, cellular component: membrane. Bases 37 to 1578 code for a protein of 513 amino acids. Gene Ontology annotation, molecular function: transmembrane transporter activity. Gene Ontology annotation, biological process: transmembrane transport. The transcript has 7 exons. Lineage: Eukaryota; Fungi; Ascomycota; Dothideomycetes; Pleosporales; Cucurbitariaceae.